Messenger RNA from Caenorhabditis angaria, 1286 nucleotides. Lineage: Eukaryota; Metazoa; Nematoda; Chromadorea; Rhabditida; Rhabditidae. The record is from the annotation of a GenBank genome assembly.
AUGACGAUUUCACCUCAACCGGGAAGCCAACAUUUUGAAUCACAUCAAUGGACAACUGAAAGUCGAAGAACAUUGUCACCACGUAAGUUAUUUUUGUUCUACCAAACAUUUAACUAUGUAUAUUUUUCUAGAAAUCGUCCAACAUCAAAGAAGUGAAUCUCGUGGUUCAACAAUUCCCGAUCCAGUUGAUCGACAUGUUGCAAAAUGGAGAAGUGAAAGUAGAAAUUCGAAUCGGGAUAAAGUUUUUCGAAAUGAUGAAGAAUUCAGUCAACGUAAGAUAAUCCAAAACAAUUUCGCAAAAUAUAAAUAUUUUCAGAAGAUGAAAUUGUCAAUAAUACAUUGUCAGCAUUGAAAAAUGAUGUUGAACAGACAACUGAAAUUAUUCGACGAAAACAAGAACAAAUGGUUUGUUUUAUAUUUUUCGAAGAUUUGCUAUUCGUUAUUUUUAGAGAAUUGAACGCCGUCAAUUCCAAACUGAAAUGGAAGUAACUGGAAGAAUUUCAGUUGAUCCAGCAGAUGAUUGGUUGGCAGCAAGAUUGAAAAAUGUAUCAUCGGAUGAAAUGAAACAAACUCUAGGAAAAUUGAAAGAUGAUCAACGUUAGUUUAAAAUUCGCCAAAUAAUUAUUUUCAAGUUAAAUCUUCAGGUCAAAACGCUGUGACUGAUACAUUAGCUGCUUUGGUUUAUGAUGUAAAUGCAACAACAGAAGUACUACGACGUGCUCAACUUGGAAGAGAUCGAGAUAAUGCAAGCAAAAAUAAGAAAGAAGAAAUUGAAUAUCGAUUAAGAUUAACACCAGCUCCAGAAGAUAUUCCACCACAAAGACAAGUUUAUCGUAAGUUUGCAUCUCUACUUAUUUUUUGAAUAAAAUGGGAAUGUUAUAGCAAAUGAUGAAGAAGUUGAAGAAACCGAUUUCUCACAUAAUUAUGGAGUUCAAUUAUCAGAGGAAACAGAUAGUCUUCGAAGACGUCGUGCAAGAUCAACAACUCCAAGAAGAACAUUACAUAUUUCUGGAUCUCCACCACCUCCAGCAGCUGCUGUCUGUGCAUAUUGUAGCGAAGAAAUUGAUGGUCCAAUUUUAACUGCUUUGGCACCAAAUUCGGAAAGAGCACAAAAAUUCCAUACUUAUCAUUUUAUGUGUACUUAUUGUCAAAAGGCUUUGAAUAUGCAUGGAACAUUUAGAGAACAUGAUAGAAAACCAUACUGUCACGAUUGUUUCUACAAAUUAUAUAAUGGUUUACAAUAUGCUCCAGAUGAGCAUCAAGCAACUAUUGAAAAACUUAUUUAG